AACACAAAGCCAUUUCAUCUUUGUGUGAAUAAAUACACCUACCGGGCACCAUUAGCUUGGACUCUCGGAUUUCCUCAUAUUUCCUUACCUUGAAAAGUCGCAGGCAGACUUAUCAUUCACUGGUGCAUUGUUAUCGGUCCGCAAUCUAUCCAUCAUUCCCAUCAACAAAUCAUCAAAAUGAGAGGCUUCCUCGCCCUCUAUCUGGCCUGCACUGCGGCUGCAGCGCCCUCGUUUAGCUACGAGACCAUCCACGACGGAGCAGCUCCUAUCCUGUCCUCCGCUACCUCGGAAGAGGUCCCAAACUCUUACAUCGUCAAGUUCAAGAGCCAUGUGACUGAAUCAUCAGCCGCUAACCACCACACCUGGGUCCAAAAGAUUCACGGUGAACGCGAGGAUGAACGGUUAGAGCUCCGCAAGCGUGGUCAAAUCCCGCUGGUCGGAGAUGUCGUCGACAACUUCAAGGGCUUAAAGCAUACCUUGAAGAUUGGCUCCGAGUUCCUUGGAUACUCGGGUCAUUUCGAUGACUCCACCAUCGAGGAGGUCCGAAGGCAUCCUGAUGUCGAGUUCAUCGAGAAAGACUCCAUUGUGUACGCUCUUUCGGACAACGAACCGGAUCUUGAGAAAAACGCGCCAUGGGGUUUGGCGCGUAUCUCUCAUCGCGAACAACUCUCCUUUGGCACAUAUAAUAAGUACCUCUACGCCGCUGAUGGUGGCGAGGGUGUUGACGUCUAUGUUAUUGACACUGGUAUCAACACUGAGCACGUUGACUUCGAAGGUCGUGCCUCUUGGGGCAAGACCAUCCCUGCUGGCGACGAGGACGUCGAUGGCAACGGUCACGGUACUCACUGCUCCGGCACUGUCGCUGGUAAGAAGUACGGUGUUGCCAAGAAGGCCAAUGUUUAUGCCGUGAAGGUCCUUCGAUCUAACGGAUCUGGUACCAUGUCUGAUGUCAUGAAGGGUGUCGAGUGGGCUGCUGAAGCACACUUGGAGCAGGUUGCCAAGGCUAAGAAGGGUUCUCGCAAGGGCUUCAAGGGAUCCACCGCUAACAUGUCUUUGGGUGGAGGUAAAUCUCCUUCCUUGGACCAGGCUGUAAAUGCUGCUGUUUCCGCUGGUCUCCACUUCGCCGUUGCCGCCGGCAAUGACAACGCCGACGCUUGCAAGUACUCUCCCGCUGCUGCUGACAAGGCCGUCACUGUCGGUGCCAGUGCUCUCGAUGAUAGCCGCGCGUACUUCUCCAACUGGGGUAAGUGUGUUGACAUCUUCGGACCUGGUCUUAGCAUCCAGUCGACCUGGAUUGGCAGCAAGACUGCUAUCAACACCAUCUCUGGCACAUCCAUGGCCUCGCCUCACAUUGCUGGUCUGCUCGCCUACUUCCUCUCCCUGCAGCCCAGCAAGGAGUCCGAGUACGGUCUAGCUGAAAUCACUCCUGAGAAGUUGAAGUCCAACAUCGUCAGCAUCGCCACCAAGGGUGCUCUCUCUGACAUUCCCAGUGACACUCCCAAUCUACUCGCCUGGAACGGUGGUGGUUACUCCAACUACAGCAAGAUCGUUGAGGCGGGUGGCUACGUCGCUAAGACUCCUGCUGGCAAGACCGUCAGCAUUGAGGAACUCGAGAAGGCUAUCGAGCACGACUUCAACGUUGUUUCCGGUACCGUCGUUAAGGGCGUCUCCUCUCUCUCCGGAAAGGCCGAGGAUCUUUCUCACAAGAUCCACGAGAUUGAAGAGGAUCUUAAGGAGUUCUUCGAGGAGCUCCGUGUAUAAAGUAAUGUAGCAGUACCGUCCCUAGCUAGUAGAGUUUGCACGUGCUGGAUAAUUGGGCAUCUGGCAAGCAUGGCAUAGAUGAUCGAGGAGUAGUGUUUUUUUGGGCAUCCGGUAAAUUCGGCCUCUAUAUCUGUACAAGUGGAAUGGUUUUUCGGUAGUAUGGUUUACGUCUUAUUAGGCCUGUCUAGGUAGUCAUGGCUGGAAUAGCAAGUUUGUCAUUGUCAUUUCUUGUGAUGUGCAUCGUGAAGUGGUAUGAAUCUUUUUGUGAAAUAGCUAAUCGAAAACGUUAGCUACGAAAAACUACAUUGUUACGUCAGAAACAUGGAAAUGAUUUAACUUGGCAAUUUGCGAUAAUAUUUCUUUGCUGCCUUUACAUACGAAUAAAUCUUACAAGUCCACAUAGUUCUACUUUCGUAUGCAAAUAAAGCGGCGGAUGAUGGUAGCUACUGCGUACCUGUAUUUGUGUGCCUACCUACCUUACGUACCUACGUACCUUAGAGGUAGGUAGUAAUAUAACUUAUCAAGUGUUUAUUUACCAUCAUACUCAUAUACCAGAGGUAGUUAAUGGUACUAUGUAUGUCUAUAUUUUUAAAUUGGGUUGGGUAGGGACGUUUAUCAUGUAGAAAAAAAUCAAAGGAGUGAGGCCCUCGGGUAUAUCAACAUUUCAGACAUCAGUGUAGCUCCU
This is a messenger RNA of Daldinia caldariorum, 2446 nucleotides long. RefSeq names its product serine protease 2. Gene Ontology annotation, molecular function: serine-type endopeptidase activity. The record is from RefSeq and is a predicted model, not a curated record. NCBI's taxonomy places the organism in Eukaryota, Fungi, Ascomycota, Sordariomycetes, Xylariales, Hypoxylaceae. Bases 178 to 1761 code for a protein of 527 amino acids. Gene Ontology annotation, biological process: proteolysis. The transcript has 2 exons.